Messenger RNA from Cydia fagiglandana, 7974 nucleotides. RefSeq lists its product as uncharacterized. The record is from RefSeq and is a predicted model, not a curated record. Lineage: Eukaryota; Metazoa; Arthropoda; Insecta; Lepidoptera; Tortricidae. Gene Ontology annotation, biological process: protein phosphorylation. The transcript has 22 exons. Bases 168 to 4640 code for a protein of 1490 amino acids. Gene Ontology annotation, molecular function: protein kinase activity; phosphatidylinositol binding; ATP binding.
UCAGCGAAACGAAAUGUUUGUUUUCACUACCACUUAAUGCAUAUUUUAAACGAAAUCCUUUCAAUUCAUGUCGCUAAUUUAAGUAAUUAAUAUUUCCUCUCUCCGUGCUAGUGUUAUGUAGUGCCCAGACAUGAUGUGAGAUACGUAAAAGUGGUAAAAAAAGCACAAUGUCGGGAAAAGACAAGUGGGUCCGCCGGUUUUCAGUCGACGAGACGGCGAAACACAAAAAUGGUUUCACCAUUUACAAAAUAACUUCAGUGCUAUUCCCAAUCGAUGCUCCGGAGGCAGUGACAGUGGUCUCGGUGUGGAAGCGCUACAGCGACGUCCGGCGGCUCCACCGCAGCAUGUGCGCCCUCCACGCCGGGCUGCACCUUCCGCCGCGGGGCACCUGCACCCUGCCCAGUACUAGCUACUUCCGCCGUUUCCAGAAAGAGGUGAUCGAGGAACGGGCGAAGGCCAUCAAAAGAGUUCUGGAGUUCAUUGCCGAGCAUCGGCUCCUGUUCACGAGCACGGAAUUCGUUCAUUUCCUGCAGAGCGGGUACCCGGCGCCGUCCCCUACGCGCGGCGCCAUCGAGUCCAUCCGCGCGGCGCUGCGGCUCGCGCCCGCGCCGCCGCUGCCGCUGGAGCGGGAGCGGGAGCGCAGCCCGCAGCGCACAGGUAACCCGAGCCGUCCCCCGCGCGCGGCGCCAUCGAGUCCAUCCGCGCGGCGCUGCGGCUCGCGCCCGCGCCGCCGCUGCCGCUGGAGCGGGAGCGGGAGCGCAGCCCGCAGCGCACAGCCGUCCCCCGCGCGCGGCGCCAUCGAGUCCAUCCGCGCGGCGCUGCGGCUCGCGCCCGCGCCGCCGCUGCCGCUGGAGCGGGAGCGGGAGCGCAGCCCGCAGCGCACAGGUAACCCGAGCCGUCCCCCGCGCGCGGCGCCAUCGAGUCCAUCCGCGCGGCGCUGCGGCUCGCGCCCGCGCCGCCGCUGCCGCUGGAGCGGGAGCGGGAGCGCAGCCCGCAGCGCACAGCCGUCCCCCGCGCGCGGCGCCAUCGAGUCCAUCCGCGCGGCGCUGCGGCUCGCGCCCGCGCCGCCGCUGCCGCUGGAGCGGGAGCGGGAGCGCAGCCCGCAGCGCACAGGUAACCCGAGCCGUCCCCCGCGCGCGGCGCCAUCGAGUCCAUCCGCGCGGCGCUGCGGCUCGCGCCCGCGCCGCCGCUGCCGCUGGAGCGGGAGCGGGAGCGCAGCCCGCAGCGCACAGCCGUCCCCCGCGCGCGGCGCCAUCGAGUCCAUCCGCGCGGCGCUGCGGCUCGCGCCCGCGCCGCCGCUGCCGCUGGAGCGGGAGCGGGAGCGCAGCCCGCAGCGCACAGGUAACCCGAGCCGUCCCCCGCGCGCGGCGCCAUCGAGUCCAUCCGCGCGGCGCUGCGGCUCGCGCCCGCGCCGCCGCUGCCGCUGGAGCGGGAGCGGGAGCGCAGCCCGCAGCGCACAGCCGUCCCCCGCGCGCGGCGCCAUCGAGUCCAUCCGCGCGGCGCUGCGGCUCGCGCCCGCGCCGCCGCUGCCGCUGGAGCGGGAGCGGGAGCGCAGCCCGCAGCGCACAGGUAACCCGAGCCGUCCCCCGCGCGCGGCGCCAUCGAGUCCAUCCGCGCGGCGCUGCGGCUCGCGCCCGCGCCGCCGCUGCCGCUGGAGCGGGAGCGGGAGCGCAGCCCGCAGCGCACAGCCGUCCCCCGCGCGCGGCGCCAUCGAGUCCAUCCGCGCGGCGCUGCGGCUCGCGCCCGCGCCGCCGCUGCCGCUGGAGCGGGAGCGGGAGCGCAGCCCGCAGCGCACAGGUAACCCGAGCCGUCCCCCGCGCGCGGCGCCAUCGAGUCCAUCCGCGCGGCGCUGCGGCUCGCGCCCGCGCCGCCGCUGCCGCUGGAGCGGGAGCGGGAGCGCAGCCCGCAGCGCACAGCCGUCCCCCGCGCGCGGCGCCAUCGAGUCCAUCCGCGCGGCGCUGCGGCUCGCGCCCGCGCCGCCGCUGCCGCUGGAGCGGGAGCGGGAGCGCAGCCCGCAGCGCACAGGUAACCCGAGCCGUCCCCCGCGCGCGGCGCCAUCGAGUCCAUCCGCGCGGCGCUGCGGCUCGCGCCCGCGCCGCCGCUGCCGCUGGAGCGGGAGCGGGAGCGCAGCCCGCAGCGCACAGCCGUCCCCCGCGCGCGGCGCCAUCGAGUCCAUCCGCGCGGCGCUGCGGCUCGCGCCCGCGCCGCCGCUGCCGCUGGAGCGGGAGCGGGAGCGCAGCCCGCAGCGCACAGGUAACCCGAGCCGUCCCCCGCGCGCGGCGCCAUCGAGUCCAUCCGCGCGGCGCUGCGGCUCGCGCCCGCGCCGCCGCUGCCGCUGGAGCGGGAGCGGGAGCGCAGCCCGCAGCGCACAGCCGUCCCCCGCGCGCGGCGCCAUCGAGUCCAUCCGCGCGGCGCUGCGGCUCGCGCCCGCGCCGCCGCUGCCGCUGGAGCGGGAGCGGGAGCGCAGCCCGCAGCGCACAGGUAACCCGAGCCGUCCCCCGCGCGCGGCGCCAUCGAGUCCAUCCGCGCGGCGCUGCGGCUCGCGCCCGCGCCGCCGCUGCCGCUGGAGCGGGAGCGGGAGCGCAGCCCGCAGCGCACAGCCGUCCCCCGCGCGCGGCGCCAUCGAGUCCAUCCGCGCGGCGCUGCGGCUCGCGCCCGCGCCGCCGCUGCCGCUGGAGCGGGAGCGGGAGCGCAGCCCGCAGCGCACAGACCAACCAGAGACCCGCGACGAAACAGACUUCGCAUCGAUCCCCCAAAUCCCAAUCUACGAAGCGGCCGUCGUCGAAAUCAAGCCGCACUCCUCCACCGAAUCCCUCAACUCCCUCGAGAGCCUCAACGACGACCUAUACGACCAACUCUCCAAACUCACCGUACAAAAUAAAAGCGCUGUCAAAAAUAAGCUACCAGAUUUGAUUAAUUUCGACGCGCCAUCUAGCUCCCGCUUAGAGAACUACGUCCCAAAGCAAUCAGAAACUUCGUCCUUAAAUUCUACGCUUUCGAGUCGAAGUAACAGUCGAAUGUCGUUGUACAGUAAGGCGUCCCUGUCUAACGUGGACAGUAAGACGAGGACGGAGGACAGUUAUGUUUUCGAAGCCGGGUAUUUGUUGAACAUGGCGGCGCGGUGUGAGGAUAUGAGGGAGUAUCGGAGGGCGUUUGAUUUUUACAAGUCGGGGAUCGAGAAGAUGCUGGUCGGGGUUCAGACGGACUCGGACCCGCAGCGGCGAGCCCUCAUCAAGGAGAAGACCAACAAGUACCUCUCCUACGCCGAGGAGAUCUACAAGAACCAUCUCUGCGACGCUCAUGAAAGCCUGAUACCAGAGCCGGAGCCCACACCCCUGCACUGUCCGGUACCAUUAUCCAUGCUGCGCCGCCCGUACGAAGAUUUAGCACUGUACCGGGUGCUAGCCGUAGUGGCUGACACCAUGAUGCUAGUUCUGCACAAGGCCGAACAGGCCUGCUACGCUAUGAAGGUACGUCACACCAACGCCCACACCCCUGCACUGUACGUCACACCAACGCCCAUACCCUUGCACUGUCCGGUGCCGUUGUCCAUGCUGCGCCGCCCGUACGAAGAGCUAGCACUGUACCGGGUGCUAUCCGUAGUGGCUGACACCAUGAUGCUAGUCCUACACAAGGCCGAACAGGCCUGCUACGCUAUGAAGGUGAUCCAAAAAAUCCCCAACAACCUAACAGAAUUCGACGAAUACUUCCUCCAGCGAACCAACGAGACCCGCCAACCCGUCCUACCCACCAGCAUACCAUACAUGGUUCCGCUCCACGCCUACAUCGAAACCAACUCCCUCAUCUUCCUCAUACUCACUUACGCGCCGGGCGAAAAAUUACUAGACUAUAUUAAAAACUAUGCUAAGUCUAUACCAAGUACGCCAGCGAGAGAAGUUAACUUGGAGAAUGUGUUCAGUGAACCGAUGAAGAAAGUCGAGGAGGUUAAGGAGGGGGAUGAGGUUGAGGAGCUGGUGAAGAAUUCGCAGACGCUGCUGAAGAAUGUGGACAGAGCGCUGCGUGAGGAGGAGGAGGUGAAGGAGGAGAAUGGGAGAGAGGAGUCGCCUACGCAUUUUAGAUUGACGCCGAUGCCCCGGUGCGUACUCCCGCCGUCGGCCGUGCGGAGCUGGGCCGCGCAAAUACUCACUGCGUUAGAGAGUUUGCACAACGCUGGAGUUAUCUGCAGAGACCUGAACCCGUCAAACAUUCUCCUAGGGGACGGUGGACAAGUGAUCCUCACCUACUUCGCGGGCUACCCGCCAGACGUGUCCCUCCCACAACGAUCACUGUCCAUGUCGUCGGGUCGGAUAGACCUAUUCGUCGCACCUGAAUUGUAUAACGUCUGUGCGGAAAUUGGGGACGAGAGAUUGUGCGAUUUCUGGAGUUUUGGGGUCAUUAUGUAUGAGCUGCUGUGUGGAGUGCCGUUGUCGCACUACCACAAGAGCGUGUUUACGAGCCACACCGUGUUGUGUCUGCCGGAGGAGCUACCCGUCGAAGAAGAGUCUCUGCUCACACAGCUGCUCACAUAUAAUCCCGCCGAGCGUCUCGGCCGCGACGGCGUCGACGAGAUCAAACAACACCCGUACUUCCGACACACAGACUGGACACUUGUACAGAACGACUGGCGGGUACCCGGCUGAACAUGGUCACAUGGUAGACUAUGACCAUGAUACGGCAAUCUUUUAAAGUAGGUAGGGUAAUUCGCCAGUAACUAACUGGUAACAAAGUAAAUGGCCGCCCUAAACUAAAAAUGAAUUCUAUUCACCUAUAAACAGAUUUAUUUUAGUAUAAGGUUUCAAUAACUGGCCACCUUAUACUAGAAUGAAUUCUAUUUAUAGGUGAAUAGAAUUCAAUUUUGGUUUGGAGUGUCCAGUUAUUGUAGAAUUACCUACUACCGCUUGUAUCAGGCAAGGCAGCUGGUAAAGAAUUGCGGUGAAUUUCUAGUUGAAGGUUGAGGUUUAGGAAUGAAAGUUAUUAUAAUAUACAUGUUAAAUUUUUAUACAGUCGCCAUCAGAUGUAUCGGAGCGGCCAAGGUGCUUACAAUAUCUGAACACGCCUCUAUUGUCAAGGCGUUAGUGUUCAGAUAUCUUUGAGCACCUCGGCCGCUCCGUCCGAUAUAUCUGAUGGCGACUGUACAAGAAGUAGUUGUUAUUUCAGUAGAAAUUUACAAGCGCCCAUACUCGCGCAAUACAUCGCAAUAUAAGCAUUUAGAGAUUUCCAUCUGUAUGAAAUAAAUUGUGACGUUCCACGGCAAAAGGUACCUUAUGGCGGCUGGCGCUUACGUCGCAUAGCGCCGCAAUAAUAUUGGAGCGGCGUUAAUAAUAGCGUAAGCGCCAACCGCCAUAAGGUACCUUUUCCCGUGGGACGUCACAAUUAUUUUGUGAAUUCAGUUCCUUCAAAAUUAAAGCGAGGCUAAAAAUUAAAUUUCGUCACAAUUAUGUGAAAAUGAAUCUCCUGAAUUGUUGUUAUUUUAUAUAUUUAUUUAGAUUUUUCUUAAUUUAUAUUUUUUUACAGAUAUUCAUUUUUAUGCGCUUUGCCACACAUAGGGAAUGCAAUCCCGCAUGAGGAACUCAAUCCCGGUAUUCCGCGGGAUUGCCAUUUUAAGUCCCGCGGGAUCCCGGUAUUUGCGGGAUCCCGCAAAUUAGUAUACAAUUUUACGAAUUAGUACUAAAUUUGAAGGUUGAAAACAAAAAGUAAACUAAAAUUAGAAAUAGUACAUUUUGUAUUAAAAGAAUACGGUAUAAUGACAGUAAUCAAGAAUUUAAGAACGUGUGUAAAGGCUUAAUUAACGCGAUUUCGUAAGUCCUGUACCACUCAUGGCACACACAAUGUUUUUCAUCACACCUGUGAGGAAAAAAGAGGGAAAACAAUAAAAAAUCUGCCUAAUUUCGGACGUACCUACAUAACAAAAUUCCCUGGGUACAAAUUUAAAAUUUACGUACCGCGUCGCCUACGUAAAAUAACACCUUUUACGAGCAAGUGUGAUGAAAUAAAUAGACAAAUUCGGGCAAAAUGCUCUUCCGUGUCUUUCCACCAUAGAUGCAUUUAGGCUCCGUGAAGAAUUUUCGCCAGUAGGCACGUGCCCGAGCCUGUGUUCCUUGUAGUAACACGUAAGAACCAUGUCGCUCUUCGAUCCCGCAAAUCCCGCGGGAUCCCGCUUAAUUUACGUGCGGGAUUAAUCCCGCAAAUUGCAUGCGGGAUCCCGGUAUUUCGGGAUCCUGGUAUCCCGGUAUUGCAUUCCCUAGCCACACACAAUGAGUGUUGUCAAGGCUAGUAUUUAGAUAUUUUUGAACUCUUGUCUGUUUACAAUGUAUUUAAUGGGACUGUAAAGAUGGUACAGUCAGCAGCUGAUUACAGUUACUGACUAUACAGAAUGGAAUAACUGUUUGGAUCUUAAAUCGUGAAAUUGAGCAAAUACCUAUUAGUAUAUUGAGCCUUAAACUAUGGUCCAAAAAAUAUAAAUGAUAAACCUAGUGUUUUCGAGUAGAGUUAAACUUAGGUCCUAAAAAGGGACCUUCAUUUGGUCUAGUCUAAUUAAAAUUGUACAGACCCUAUUUGGAAGUAUUAUUAAUGAUUCUGAUAUUCUUUGUAAUGUUAAGGUCUGUUUAUAGCCACAUGCCUAUAACAUUUAAUCUAAAAUGACAUGAAUUUAUUAGUGGUUAGACUGGUUAGGUUUAGUCUGCUCUCGAAACUAACCUUUGAAAAUAAAUCACCGCUAACAGCCUUACAGCUGAGUUAUAUACAACCUCUAACGGCCCAGAGACCUAAAAAAGGCGUUCUAUGCCAUUGUAUUUUCAAUCUUAUCUCAGGCAAAAUAGAAUUGCAUUCGUCUUGGUACAUUUUAGAGUGUAAGUUUCUAUUAACUUUCUCUGUCACAUAGAGAUUGAGAUUAAUAUUAUUCGGACUUGUAAUUCCAUUUUUUAGUCAAAGCAUUACUAAAUACGCGUAUAGUGGAGAAAAAUAACCGCGGUGACAACCUAGUUAGGUACCAAGUAAUAACUAUACCUAUGGCGGUCCCAUCUAUUUCAGCUGGCUAUUUUUUGCACUAUUAUACCUGACACAACUUUAGUAUUCCUUCGUCUGUUGCUCAUAUUGUUAUACUACUUAUUCGUUUUGCACCAGAUUUUCGGUGAAUUACUGGAGAAAGAUUUUUGAAAAUGCAAUUGACGCAAUUGUAGUUUUGAGAGCAUUCUAGUUUGUUAUAUUUAACAUUCGAACGUGCUUAGAAUAUUAUUAGAAAGUGUACUUAAGAACAUAGCUCCUAGUCUCCAAAGAUUGUCUGUCCACAACAUAUUGAACUGCACUCCAGAGCCCGAAGUCACGUUAAGGCUAAUAUGAACCAUAAAGUGUUGGCAUUAAGGUGUAUUAUCGCUUUUCAAACAAAGUGUUCUUUCGUCAUUGUGGUUCUGAGUUACUUUCGAUUAUAAUCAGGGGUGCGAAACUCCUGAGAUCGGUCAAACUCGGCUCCGCUCGGCUCAGCAUUGCUCCGAGCAAUUAUUAGGGUUGGCACCACUUGACUUCCUUCUGCGUGCACGACCACAGAUAAGAUAAUCACUUGAAUUUUGACAACCCUAAAUAGCCGAAAGGGAUAGUGUCAUAUAUUAGAAAGGGAUAGCAUGAUUCGACCCUGAACCGCUGUCAAACUUCGGUUUUGUAGGAAGCUUCCUUUCUGUACGGUAGUACUAUUAUUUAUUCUGUGUUAUAAUUGUAUUAUUUGUAUUCUGAAAUGUGGACAGAUUUAAACAAAAUUGUAUCGAAAUUCCGAUUGUAACUGAAGUAUUAUUAAUAUUAUAAUAUAAAUAUAUUUAUUGAGUAGUGUUAGUACAAAUUAUAGCGUUUUUAUAUAUUUAACGUAUAUAUAUUGUUAGGUGUAGUUGUAUAUUGGCUUGAUCUCAAUUUAUUUGCGUGCUGGGAUGUAGAUGGCGCUUAUAUUAGUUUUACAUUUGGAUGAAUUAUACUAUUAUGAAAUAAGAA